UGUUAUCAAAAUUAUAUCAAAGUGGAAUGAUUGCCUCCAAACAUCUUCAACCAAUUUUAGAAGAUAACAAAAAAAUUGGAUCACAACGAACACGUCAGAAGUGCAAAUGUCAAACAGAACUAAGGAACGCGUAAAAAUCGUUUAUUUAUUUCUAAAACCGAUUUAGUUAUAAAACUUUAAACAAAAACAAGCGUGUGAAGGCAAGGAAUCUAAUUAAAGAAAUUAAGCAAAAGAAAGAAACCAGAUUCGAACAUCCAUAAAUAUGUCUAGCGAAGAAAGUACAGGGCAAUCGUCAAAUAUUAGCAACAUACAAGAAAAAUUUUCUAAGCAGCAGGAGAAAAUAGCUGCGCUUAAAGAUUUAGUAAAAAAGUCAGAAGUUGCACAUGGAAAAUCAACUUCUACUGCAAAAGAAAAAGUGAAAAACAUUGCUCAACGGCUGACGGAUUUAAGAUCGAAAUCUAAAUUUCGUAAGAGUGUAGAUUCACCUUCGCAACAUGAAGCAACGAACGAACCAGUAACGACGAUUUCGAAUAUUCAUCCUGACACAUUUGCCCCCCAAGCUACUAAUUAUUCCACCCCCAAUCCCACACCUUCGAAAAUACAAGAUGUUGCAACUCCUUUGUCGUCCAAUACAUCGAUACCGAACAGUGAAAAAAUACUCUUGCUGCGUCAGCAAAUGGAACACAACAAAGCUCGAAUGGCACAGCGAGCUUCAAGUAAAUUACAUUUGGAGCAAUUAGUGACACAGUUAAAAGAAAAAUUCGAUUCGACGCAACAAAGUCUGGAAGAUACAGCGGAAUUAGGUAGAUCAAUGAAUGACUUAAGUGCUGUAAUAUAUACACCAGUCUCGCGUGAGCGGCAUAAGUCGGCUACUGAUUUAUCUUCACAACCCUUUAACUUGGAGAAGGAGCGCAUUAAAUUUUUAGAGAAUCGCUGUCGACUGCUAGAGAAACAGUUGGAAAAGGAAUCUCAAACAGCGCAAUCAGCACCGAAACGUAUUAAGGAAUUAGAAAAUAAAGUAUUGGAAUUAACAGAAACACUGAAUCAGGUACCUACAAAACAAAUUGAUAUUUUAGAGAAAGAAAUCGAAACAAUAAGUAACGAGUUGUCAGAGAAGUCCAAUGAAAUUGAGAAAUUGAAACAAUUGCAAGGCAAUGAUAAUGAAUAUUCGAAUGAAUACCGAGCUGAGAACGAUCGUUUAAAUGAUGAAAAAAUGAUGCUUGCAAAACAAGUUGCCGAAUUAGAAAAUGCAAAUCUAGAGCUUCAACAAAAGCUGUCACGCCAAAUGGCAAGGGGUGAUGAAUUAAAACAGAAAAGCAUAGAAGAAGAUUCGUUUGAAGAAAAACUAUCCCUGAUCAAACGAAUUGGUGAGUUGGAACAAAUCAAUGAUGUUUUAGAAACUACGCGAUGUGAUUUAACAAUAAAAUGUAAUGGGACGGAAGAGGCACUGCAAUCUUGUCAAAAAAAAUUAAAUGAUGCAAUUGAAGAGUCUCAUAAAUUGCAAAAAAGACUAGAGGAAAUGGAACAAAAUAUAACAGACCUAUCUACUGAUACAUUAUGUAUUAAGGAAUCAGCUACUGCUGAAACUGAUGCAAAAAUCAAAGACGAAAUGGCGCAUCAAAUUCAAGAAUUGCAAACUGAAAUAAUGAAAUAUAAGAAUGAAAAUAGGGAACUCAAGGAAACAAUAAGUAAAAAUAAUAAAAUUGAAGUUAGCGAUGGUAGUAUAGCUGAGAAAAUAUUAUCGCUGGAGGCAACAAUAGAAUCACAACGUCAAGAUUUGGCAGAUAGAUCGGAGAACUUGCGAAGAUAUGAAGAGGAGCUAAUGGAGAAAACAAUUGAACUAAAUGUACUCAAUGCCAAUUUUAAAGUUUUAGAGGAAAAGUUGCAAGCAAAUUUAAAAGCAAAACCACUUUUUUCUGCCACUGUGACAGGGGCUGACAAUACUGAGUUGCAGAAUGAAAAUCAACAACUGAAGCAAAAAUUGGAUGAGUCAAAUAAAGCAAUGAUUAAACUAAAGCUUAAACUGAAACAGACUGAAAAACAAAUGGAAAAGCUAAAGAAAGCUUCUGAUCUGCACGCCGAAGUGAUAAGGCUAGAGAAGUGCAAUGAAGAUUUACAACAAAAAAUUACAGAACUAGAAGACGAAAAAGGGCAGUGGCAAUUAUCUCAGGUUGAGGAAAAUAAAUUCAAGAAUAUUUAUAAUGAAAACAUACAAAAUGUAGAUCAAAAAAGUGUGGAAGAAAAACAAAAAAUUCUAGAAGAAACUAUAAGGAUGUUAGAGGAACAGAAGUUUGAUCUAUUUGAAAAGUGUGAAUCAUUGUCAACCGAACUUCACUUAUUGCAACAAGAGGUCAGUACCAAAAAUAGUGAGGAAUCUGCAAGAGUUAAAUCUGAAAUGUCAGAAAUUCAUAUGGAGGAACAGUUGGAGGAACAAAUUCAAUUAGUGAAAUCAUUAGAACAGAAAAUAGAUGAUAAGAAUACAGAGAUAGAUAACUUACAUAAGCAAAUAGAUAAACUUCAAGAUCUAAAACAAGAAGCAGACAAGAAAUUGGAACAUUAUAUAUCUGAAAAUAUCGAAUUACUUGAUAAAAUUGAAAAACUAAGUAAGUCGUCCUCUUCAGCUGAAUCCAUUGAAAUUGUGGAAAGAUUAACACAGCAAGAACGUGCUGAGAUCGAUGAAUAUAAUAAUCAAAUUAAUCAAGACCGUGUUGCCGAACAUGAGCGGAGUUCGGUUAAUGAGAUCACGCAAACAGAAAUGGGUCCAGAGUUAACUGAAAGUUUAAUACAGUUACGUGAAGAAAGUGCAGAGCUAAUAAAGAAAAUAGAAUUAUUUACCAAUGAACGCCGUGAAGUGCUUGAUAAAAUGGAAAUAUUAUCCUCAGAAAAUCAAGAACUUCAUAGUAAAAUUAAAGAACUUGUAAUAGAAAAAGAAUUAUUAGAAUCAAAUGCGCAACAAGCUGAACACUCAAAAUCCAAACUAGAAGUACAUCUAAAUGAGGUGACUAAAGAAAAAGAAUUGCUGGCAGCACAAAUCGCUGAGUCAAAUGCGCAAAAUCGGGAACUAACUCAAGGACUCACUUCAUUACAGAAAUCUUCGGAAGUAAUGGCUGCCAUUGAUAGUACCGAAAAUGCCACACUUUUCGAUAAAUGUGAGAAGUCGCUUUCAAAGUUAAACUCGGAAAUUGAAGCGUAUCGAAAAGCGAAUGAUAAAAAUGCAAAAUUUAAUGUUUCUAAAAAGUUAGCUAAAGAGGCAAAGAAUGCGUACACACAAUUAAGUGAACUAUUGCAGAAAGUGAAAGAAGCUAGUACAGCCGUUGAAACAGUUACUGUGGUGGAAACUGUAGUGGCAGUAACAGCACCGAACGGGAAAGCACUAGCGGAAUAUGAACAAUUGACAGCACAAAACCGUGAACUGAAAGCUACUGUUAAUGAGUUACGCGAAGAACUUCAAGAACUUAAAGACAAUGCUGAAACUGCAACAGAUAACAUACAAGCAAUAGGUGAAGAAGCAGCUAAUAAGAAUCAUAAACAGUUAUUGGAAUCUUCAGAAAAACUAGAAAAAACUGAGGCUGAACUAAUUGAAUUACAAUCAAUUGUCGAAGAUCUGCGAAUACAAUUACAAGAAGCUCGAUUGGCCAGUGAAGAAAAGACUGAAGAAGUUGCAAGAAUUAAUAUAGAACUUACGUCGUUACGGAAUCUAUCAGAAGAUUUCGAUCAACUCAUAAACAAUAAGGAAAUGACGUUCGAAAAACAAAUUGAACAACUAACUCGACUCAGAAAAGAGCUAGAGGCUAAAUGUGAAACCUACGAGGGAGAAAUGGAGAUUCUUCAAACUCUUGUUAAGGAACAAAAACAACAAAUUAUAGAAGCCUUUAAGGAAAAUGAGCAUGAAGUCAAUCUCAAACUGUUGGAAUUACAGCAGCGUGAUGAACAAAUAACCCAUCUGAAAGCUGAAAUUGCAUUAUUAAAGGAAGUGUCUAAUGAAGUCAAAGUGCAGUUUUCAGAAGAUUUAGAGAAAGAAUGCCAAAAGCUCCGUGAAUCUUUGAAAAUAAAUAAAGCUUUAGUUGCUGAACAAGUCGACGAGUUGGCAAACAAGCAGGAAACAAUUGAUACGCUCAAUCAACAAAUCAUUGACUUAUACAAAACAAUGGAAGAGAACACCAAUAAAAUUAUAGAGAAAGAAGAUGAAGUGACUUAUAUACAAGAACUUCUGGAUACAAAUAACAAAGAAAUAGAACGUUUAUGCAAAGACAACGAUGAACAGAAAUCGGUGGUUGACAAAUUACUAAUGGAAAUACAUUCUCAUAAACUUAAUGAACAACAGUUACCUAAGUUGGAAAGAGAUAAUCAUAGAUUACAAGCCCUAAUUACUGAACUUGAACAUGUUAAAUUAGAGCUUGAGCAGAAGAAUAAAGAGCAGCUUGAAAAAUUAAAAAAAUAUGCUGCCAACCUAAAGAAACGCACCACACAAUGCCAGGAAUUAGAAGCAAAAUUAAAAGAAAUGGAAAAAGGGGCUUUAGAUAUGUAUGUUAAAGAGAGGCAGACAGAUACUUCUGCCGAACAAAAUCAAAUUCAAGAGCUUAACGCAAAGAAUAUGGUCCAAAGUACAAAAAUAAAAGAAUUGGAGGAGACUGUUAGGCAUGCCGAAGAAAAGACAAAUGAAUUUAGAGAUGCUCUUCAACUAAAAACAGUUGAAAUACUUGAAACGAUGGAACGCAACGCUAAUUUAGAAAAUGAGUUGGAAGAAACUAAAAUAAACCUAAACCAGAAAUUACAGGAAACCAUACAGUUACAGAAUGCAUUGGCUGCCUCCCAGGAACAAAUGUCUGACUGGGGUAAUGAAGACAGUUUUCUCUCGGUUAAUGAAGGUGUAACAAAAGAAUUGGCUGAAAAGUCAAAAUAUAUUUUAAUGCUGGAAGAUGAUUUGAGAACAGCACGACGAGAUUUAUUGUUAAAUACUGAAAAAAUGUCAAUAGGCCAUGAUAAGGUAAAUGAAUUAGAAAAACAACUAUCCACUGCCUUACAAUAUAAAAUUGAAUUGUCUGAAAAGUUAGCAGAUAAAUUGAAAGCGAUAGAUGAAGCAGAAAGAGUAUUCAACGACGUCCAAAAUCAAUUAUUUCAAAGUAAAGAGCACGAAUAUAGUUUACAGCAAGCAAAGCAAGAAUUAAGUUCGCAAGUGAAAAAUCAAGAGCAGCAAAUUGAGAAUUUAACACGAAAAUUGAAUCAAUUCAAUGAUAAAGAGAAUGUAGCAUCUUUGGAACAAAUUGCUGUCCAAGAACAGCGUAUGAAUGAAUUAAGCGAGGAGCUAAAGACAAAAUCUUUAAAGUUUGAAAAAUCUAAGGCCAUUAUUAAAGAGCGAAACAAUCAAAUUCAUCGCUUGCACGCGCAAUUGAAAGACUUGCAAGAUAAACUUAGUGCACAACCUGAAGAGGAAAUCGUACAAGCACCUUUACAACAAACUGUGACUGAUGCAGAAAUAAAAGUACUAAAACAAGUACCAAAGGAUGAAUUUGAUUUACUGCAACAAGCCUACGAUAAGCUGAAGCUUGAUUAUAACACUGAAAAAGCUAAUUUCCUGCAAAUAAGAACGCGUUUGGAAACAGUACACGAUGGAAUUCAGGCCAAACUUCAGGAAGAUAUGUCUUAUAUAGAAACUUUAGAGCAGGAAAAUAGUAAGUUUAAAGACAAGAUAUGCAAAUUGGAAGAGUGCGUUGCUAGCUUUGAAGAAAGACGUGCUUCUAUGGAAAGACGGGCAAACUUGUUAGAUGCACAGAUGCAAUCUCGUGCUGAUGAAUAUGAAAAAACUGAGGAUGAACUUAUCUAUCGGCUUAAUAUGCUGUCGGAACAUGAUGAAGUCAUUGGUCAACGUCUUAUUGAUUCGCAAGAAGAAAAGGAGGAGCUGCAGGAACGUAUGGAUCGUUUCCAAGCUGAAUUUAAAGAGUUAAACAUUAAGCAUACAAAGUUGGAGAAUGAAUUCGAAGCCUAUCGCCAACAAAUUGCAGAAACUUUAGAAAAUGAAAACGUUUCGUUACGUGAUCAGCUUGUAAAGUCGAAUUCUGAAAUGCAACGUUUACGUUCUGUUUACGAUGCAAAACUUGCGGCUAAAGCAACUGAAAUUGAUGAAAUUGAAUGCGAAUUAAGUGAACAACUGGAAAAAAUUAACAUUGAUAAAAGAAAAACCUAUGAAGACUUGGAAAAAUCUAGAGACGAGUGUAUGGCAUUGAAAGACGAAAUUGUGCGUCUAAAGGAGACAUUAAAUGCUAUAGAGCAAUCGAAACAAGAGUUGGAGCGAGAGUCGACAUGGUUGCGUAUGCAAAGUGAAAGCGCGCAACAAGAUCAGUACGAACUACAGGAAUUACGUAUGCAAGCAAUGCAGGAUAAAACCGAGAUCGAUGAAUUACGUCAUCAAAUAGAUACUCUUGCAUCUAACCAUGAAAUGGAACUACAAGCUCUACGAAUACAAAUUUGUGAGUUGGAUUCCCUUCGUAUGCAAGUAGGUCAGAAUCAAACCGAUGAUCAAGUAUUUAUUGAAUCAGAAAACAAACGCUUGACUGAUUUGUUAGCCGAAAAAUCUGCAAUCAUUGAAAAUUACCAACGGCAGAAUUUGCAAUUGCAGAUGGCAGCCGUAGGAUCUACACCGCAGGUACAAGCAGAUCCUUUUGCUUUGGCAUUUGGCUUACCAACUCAGCAUAAUAUAACUUCAAUUCCUUCGCAAAUGGAUGAUAGAGAACGAGAGAGAAUUUCGAAUGAACUCUUGGAAAAAACUGAAGCAAAUACACGUUUACAACGAGAUUUACAGGCAUUGCAAAAUGAAUAUCACACUCUUCUUGACACUAACGCUGAUUUACAGAGACAAGUUUUGGAAAACAGUAGAGAAUUGGAAAACUUACGCGCUCCCAACUCAAGAUCUCCAUCCACACAAUUUAGAAAUGACGUUAUCCCAGCACCUCCAAUGUUCUUCGCAUCCGAACAAAUUACUUCUUCACCAUUUGAUGAGCUUGUACAAGUGCGUACAGAAAAUAUGUUGGAAGGAGCUAUAGGUGGUGAUCAAAUAAAUAACGAUACUGAGCAACCAACAAUAGAAGACCUUCAAAGAAAUGUGUCAGAUUUAGAAAAGCAUGCCCAAGACUUGGAAAACAAAUUGGCAACUAGAAAUCAACUCGACAAUGAAUAUGAGCAGCGAUUAAAAGAAACACAAGUGCUUCUUCAUGAAGCUGAAAAUCAUGUACUUGACCGAGAACAACAGCUUCAGCAAGCUCAUGCGCAUAUAAGCAAACUAGAACAGGAAAUACGAACAUAUGAUGAGUCAAAAAUGGAAUCCACCACGCAUUUGACGGCUUUACAAAGCAAAAUUAAGGAGCUUCAGGAUCUUCUUGAAACGCGAGAGAAACAAUUCAGUGAAAUGGAAUUAAAAUUGCAAUCAAAUAUGGAAUCAGCGUGUAACGAUGCUUCAAAAGCUGCUGAUCAUUUGAGAGACCUAGAAAGCAACAUUAAGCACCUGGAAGUACAACUAUCUGAGCGUGACGAAGAAAUACUAAAGCUUAAAAAUGACGUAAAUAAAGAAGAACAGCUUAAAAAAACUAUAGAGAGCUUGGAAAGUCAGAUCAUAACAGUUUCACCUACAGAAUCAACAGUUAAAGUUGAUUGCUUAGAAGAUGUUAACAAGCCGACUUUGGAUAUGUUUUUUGGCGGUCCUGGCGCAACAGAGUUCGAAAAAUUAGUAAUGUCUCAAGUCUCUGAUGAACCAAUAGUAGAGGAAUUAAUUGUACCCAAAACAGCAUAUGUUUGUCAACCUAAAGAAACUGCUAUACCGACUAUACCUAUUCCAGAAGACUUGGGUGACGACUGGGGUGAUAGUUGGGCCAAUAAUGAAGCAACUGCGGAGGCGGCGCAUUUCCUUGCCAAAACUGACACAAGUCCCCACAAUGUAACUUCAUUGGUGUCACAUGAGCAACGAUUAGAAAUACAAUUACAGGAUGCUACUGAGCAAAUACAGCAUUUAAAACUUGUACUUGAGAGCUCUGAGCAACAGAAGCAAGAAUUACAAGCUAAGUCGAAUAAAUUAAUUAAAAAACUUAAAGAAUAUAAAAUUAAAAUGGACGAGGUACAGCAAUCACAAACCGCAAAUGUCUUUAGAAAGUCAACGUCAGUUGAUUCAAAUUCAAUGUUCAAUGACUUGGAUGCAGCAAUACAAGAAGAAUUAAGGAAUCAAAUAACAAAGCUGGAGUCGAGACUUGAGGAGCAGCACAAAGUCCUAGAAGGCAAUGCAAUUGAAAAAGAUAAGCUAUUAAAACGGAUAGACGUACUAACUGCAGGCACUGAUCGUAUGUCUGAAAUGAAGGAACGUCAAGAUAUGGACUUGCAAAUGUACCAAAUUCGAAUAAGAGAACUACAAGAACAAUUGAAUAAGUUAGAAGAAUGGGGCGAUGACACCGCAAAAGCUGACAAACCUUUAGAAAGUAAAAUACCAUCAGGUGUUGAAAUCAUCGAUAAUCCAAAUGUCUCAUCUAUUGAUUUUGAGGCUGUAAAACUUGAAAUGAAGCAGAAAAUUGAAAAACUCACAGUAGAAAUUGAGGACAUUACCGGCGACAAAAUGGAAGUGGCAGCAUUGUUGGAAGAAGAGAAGCUAAAUGUAGUCCGAGCUGAAGAAACCAUACGUCUGCUACAACAACAACUUUCUACAUUGGAGAAUGCAAAUGUCGGCAAAGAAGUUUUACAAAUUUCCCAAUACAAUGAUUUAAAAUUGUUACAUCAAGAUGUGCAGAAAAAGUAUAACAGUUUAGUUGAAGACAACUCCAAGCUAAAAGAAGAAUUGGUCCAAAUAAAUGACCAACAUCGAAACCUCUCAAGUACUUUGCUGCAGAAAGAAAAUAUCAUACACGGGUUGAGUAACAAAAUUGAAAAUUUGGAACAAACAAUAAAACAGAGCGAUGCGGAUAAAAAUAAUUUGGAAACUCGAUUAACUGACUUAAACAAACAACUCGAAGAACUUACGGUCGAGAAACAAUUGCUAAGUAAUCAAAUUUUGGAACUACAAAAGGAAAACAUUGCCCUGCAAUUAGCCGGUAAUAACGGUAGUAGUACGGAAUUUAAUAACAACGAUGAACUCACAGUGCAGCUGCAAGAGAAGGAUUCGGAAAUUUUGCAUUUAAGACAACGCAUUGAAGACCUUAUGCGCGAAGAUCAGACAGAAAAGCUCGUUUUAGAAAUUUUGACGAAAAACCAAGAAAUUCAAUUGCUUAAAACACAAGUAAAGCAAUUGGAAGAAGAAAGGAUUGAAAUGGAAAACAAUUUGUCACUACAAAUAACACAGGGAAUGCAAGCGAGCAAACAUAAUGAAGAAGAGGUUAAAAUGAGAGAGGAGAUUCUGAUGCUUAGGUCAAAAAUAGAAACAGUUGAAGAGGAGAAAUGUAAUAUGGAAGAGGAGUUGAAGGUGUUGAAUAAUCAUGUUAUGAUGAGUUUGGAACAGGAAGAUAAAACAAAAGCGGCCCUAUUAGAGAUGGACUUAAAAGAAAUCGAAAUAAAAGAGCUCAGAAAGACGAUAGCUGCUAUUACCAAAGCUGAGAGUGAAGUUUCAGCAGGAAAUGCCAAAAGUAAUGAAGUUGACUUUAUUGCUUUGAAUGCACAAUGGGAAGCCGUUGUUGAACAGAGGUGUAGUGAAAUAGCACAAAUGUGGCGCGAGCACAUGGAAAAAAGGGAAGAAGAAUUUAGAAUUAUAGAAGUACGUUUACAAGAAGAAAUUGCAGAGCUCCAAGAUACUCAGAGUGUGUCAAAGUUACCAAAACAGCAAAGCUUAUCUACUGAGACUACAGCAAGUGAUUCAACUAGUGUUUCCGCUAGUUCUUCGGCAGCACCCUCAAAGGAAGGAACACCAUUACGCAACCGUAUAAUAAGUGACGAAAGUGUUACCGUCAAUGGUAAUAUAAUUGAAAAAAUGCAAACGGCCUUAGAAAGUCAAGAAAUGGAAAUCGUAACUCUUAAAGAGCAAUUGGCAAUUAGAUCUGCUGAAUAUGCUCGCCUUGCAGCUCAGUAUGAUCCUUUCAAAUUACAAACAACUUUAUCACACAGCGGAAUGUCGACAAUAACAAAUACGCCCACUGCAGAUUCAACAAUCGCGCGACGUGGAGUAAGUGACGCUUCUUUAGUUCCAAAAUCAGAGUUAGAUUUUGCGCUGUAUAUGCUUCACCAGAGAGAUGUGCGGUGUGAUGAGAUGACUUUAGAGGUUGUGUCAUUACUUGAAGAACGUGAUACAUUGCAAUUGAAACUCUCAAAUACUCUACGACAACUUGAAGAAAUUAAAGCCCAAACAAGUGCAACAGACGCUAACACAACUCAGAUGGACUCAACAGCACUUCUGUCUAGUGAAAGUCCAGUGAAAUUUGCAGUCACAAGCCCGAUUGUAACAGAUUCAGUCAACAACCUAAAUCAAAAAUUAUCCGAACUACAGACAGUUAGCCAUUCCAAAGACAAGGUAAUCAAAGAGGACCGUGAUCAACGCAUCAGACAAAUGGAGAGAAUUCAACAAGACCUUGCUAAAAUUCCCCCUGCAGCUGUUUCUGAAUUAGUUGGAACUGACUUAUCUCAAUCGAGUCAGUCUCCUUCAUCGGUGCUUCUUAACUGGUUGUGGGGAAACAACCCAAACAAUAAUGCAGGCGCAACUUCUAAUUAGAUAAAAUGAAAAAUUUAAAUUUAAUAAACUCACUUCGAUAUUUAAGAUAUUUACCGAUAUCCUGACAAUUGUGUUAAAAUUAGAUAUUAAAUAGAUUAUUAAAUUUAAAAAAAUGUCUAGUUUCUCCAAAAGUCCCAAUGAAGAAUUCCAAGAAAUAUAUUAAGUGUGUGGAGUACCUAAGCAGCAAAUUAUAAAUUUUUAGUGUGUAAUAAGCGAAUAAGUGUAUAUUAUAUAUUUUCGAUUCAACAAUUUAUUGAU
Molecule: messenger RNA, 10927 nt
Organism: Teleopsis dalmanni
Lineage: Eukaryota; Metazoa; Arthropoda; Insecta; Diptera; Diopsidae
Product: protein lava lamp-like
Exons: 7
Coding region: 263-10669 (3468 amino acids)
Source: RefSeq, a predicted model, not a curated record